ACACACCAAGGGAGUCUUGCCCGGGCAGCAUGGCUCGCAAGCGCCCGGCGGGCAGGAAGCCGCGGGGAUGCGGAGUGCGCGGCCCGAAGGCCAAGGGCAGGAGCACGGCCAAGCCCGAGGAGAAGGAGGCGGAUGUCUCUGAAGAUGAGAAACCAAAACCUCCAAAGAAGAGCUGUCUCUCAAAAGGUUCACAAGGAAAGAGGAAGAGAGGCUGCAGCAAUCCAGAGCAUCCAGCAAAAAAGAAAGUGGCCAAGAUGACUGUUAGAUCUGAAAACCUCAAGGUUGUAAAGAAGGCAGCCCUCAGUGAUGGGGAAGAUUUCAGGGAUUUUCCAGGUGACUCUAAGAAGACAAAACAUCCAAAGAGAGAGGUGGCUUUGGACAAGGACAACGAUGAAGAGGAAGAAAGUGAAGAUGACUGGGAAGAGGUUGAAGAACUUAAUGAGCCUGUGCUGGGUGACAUGGGAGAAAAUUCAUCCUUCUCUCCAUCUGUUCUGCCUGUGGAGCCUGUGGAGAUAGAAAUUGAAACACCAGAGCAGGCGAAAACAAGAGAAAGAAGUGAAAAGAUAAAAAUGGAGUUUGAGACAUAUCUUCGGAGGAUGGUGAAGCGUUUCAACAGAGAAGUCCAUGAGCACACACAUAAGGUUCACUUGCUGUGCCUGCUGGCAAAUGGCUUCUAUCGAAAUAACAUCUGCAGCCAGCCAGACCUGCUUGCUAUUGGCCUCUCCAUCAUACCAACCCGCUUCACCAAAGUGCCACCUCGUGAUGUGGACAUCUGCUACCUCUCGAACCUCAUGAAAUGGUUCAUUGGAACAUUUACAGUUAAUGUGGACCUUUCAGUCAAUGAGCAAGACAGCCUACAGACAACGUUGGAAAGGAGAUUUGCUAUUUACUCUGCUCGAGAUGAGGAAGAGUUGGUCCAUAUAUUUCUGCUGAUUCUUCGGGCUCUACAGCUGCUGACCCGAUUGGUGGUGUCUCUACAGCCAAUUCCCCUGAAGUCAUCCAUGGCAAAGGCAAAGAAACCUUCUAAGGAGAGGUCCACAGCGGGUCUUGGAGGCUUCUCAGAACCUUCCAGCCAAGUUCCAGAAAACCAUACCAAACCAAAGACCAGCAAGAGAACCAAACAAGAGGAAACCUUUUCUAAGGGCACUGGCAAACCAAGUGCCAAAGGGAAGAGAAGCAAGGUAGCUACAGGCAGCAAGAAAUGGAGAGAGUCCUCCUCCAGUGAGGAAGAUCUGGGAGGAUCAAGGGAGCAGCGGAAGGAAACUCAGAGACGUCUAAGUGGCCGAGAGCGGCGGGUGGCCUCCGGGGUGUCCUAUAAAGAGGAAAGUGGGAGUGAGAAGACUGGCAGUGGCUCUGACUUUGAACUUUCCAGUGGGGAAGCCCAUCAUUCUUCUGAUGAAGAUUCUGAAUCUGGCCCUCCAAGGCAGAGGAGGGCUUCAGCUCCUCAGGGGACAAAGGCUGUGUCCAAGAGCGACUCCAGGACCCAGAGUGGAAGCCACCAUAAACAGCCAGGCUUUUCAGCAGUAUCUUCAAGGUCUUUGAGCAGUAAGAGAGGCAAGAAAAUUUCCAACGAAGGUGAUAUUGCUGAAGGAAGGAAAACUAUUGGUGUAGAUCAGUGGUUGGAGGUCUUCUGUGAGCAGGAGGCAAAGUGGAUAUGUGUAGACUGUGUGCAUGGGGUGGUGGGUCAGCCUCUGACCUGUUAUAAAUAUGCCACCAAGCCCAUGACCUAUGCUGUGGGCAUCGAUAGUAAUGGCUGGGUCCGAGAUGUUACUCAGAGGUAUGACCCAGCCUGGAUGACUGCAACCCGCAAGUGCCGGGUUGAUGCUGAGUGGUGGGCUGAAACCUUGAGACCUUACCAGAGCCCGUUGGUGGAAAGGGAAAAGAAAGAAGAUUUGGAGUUUCAGGCCAAGCACCUGGACCAGCCUUUGCCCACUGCUAUUGGCACAUACAAGAACCACCCUCUGUAUGCCCUGAAGCGACACCUCCUGAAAUACGAGGCCAUCUACCCUGAGACAGCGGCAAUCCUUGGGUAUUGUCGUGGAGAAGCUGUGUACUCCAGGGAUUGUGUGCACACGCUGCACUCCAAGGACACGUGGUUGAAACAAGCAAGAGUGGUGCGGCUUGGAGAAGUGCCCUACAAGAUGGUGAAAGGCUAUUCCAACCGAGCCCGGAAGGCCCGGCUUGCUGAGCCCCACCUGCAAGACCAUAAUGACCUGGGCCUGUUUGGCCACUGGCAGACAGAGGAGUAUCAGCCCCCCGUAGCUGUGGAUGGCAAGGUGCCACGGAAUGAAUUUGGGAAUGUGUACCUCUUCCUGCCCAGCAUGAUGCCUGUCGGCUGUGUCCAGCUGAACUUGCCCAAUCUGCACCGUGUGGCCCGCAAGCUGAACAUUGACUGUGUCCAGGCCAUCACUGGCUUCGAUUUCCAUGGAGGCUACUCCCACCCUGUAACUGAUGGGUACAUCAUCUGUGAGGAGUUCAAAGAUGUGCUCCUGAGCGCCUGGGAAAAUGAGCAGGCACUCAUUGAAAAGAAGGAGAAGGAGAAGAGGGAAAAACGGGCUCUGGGGAACUGGAAGCUGCUGGUCAAAGGACUGCUCAUCAGGGAGCGGCUGAAACUUCGCUAUGGGGCUAAGGUGAGGAAACAGGCUCAGAGAGGAUAAGAUGACAGGUCAAGGUCUAUAGCAGGUAAGAGGCUUGGGCUGAGGCAUAAUGCAUGAUGUCCUCACCUGGGCCCUUGCACUCUCCUGCCUUGGCACCAGAGUCCUGGCAUCUAGACUUUGGGGCCCGGGUUUCCUCUCAGGGCUGAGUGCCUAUCUACAAUGGCAGAGAUGGCCUUCCGGGGGAGUUAGGUAACCACGGGGCUCACCCACCACUCUCUGGGGGCAGCUCUGAGACCUGAGUGAGAGUGCCUGAGAAGGCUGCAAGCCUACAGCUGGGCAAGAGCUCUGGGAGAGAGAACAGGGGCCUCCUAAUUUUAGAAAGUCCCUAGGGUGACUCAUGACCCAUCAGCCUGGGAAGUGGAAGCCCCACCGAGUCUGGUAACCAAACCGUGAAACAACCUUACCACACCUCAUUCUUGCCAGGUGCAAGGAGUGACAAACUAACGAGAUGGACAGACAGAGGGCAGGUGAGGGCCCAAUAAUAGGAACGAAAGGGUCAUAGCUAAUCCCUGAUGACUGCUUUGGGUUUACCAUCCAGGAAGAAUCAACAUCGCAUUUUUCUUCUUGCCCAUAAGAAAGGCUAACUUUGAAGGCAGGGAGUGGAGCUACUCAGCAUGUCUUUGCAUCCCUCCUCCUUGGCACUGGGUGAGGCAUGACCUUCCCUUUUUAUAGAUGGAGAAAGCACACCCGAAUGGCUGUGAGGACUGUCUUGUCUGCAGGGUGCUCCCCCACACUCCAGCUCUGAACCUUUCAUUGCUUUCCUGAUGCUCCUGCAGGAGGAGGGGGUGCCUCUUCAUCGCCCUCCUGCACUCCUGCUGCCCUCUGUUGAGGUAAACCUUUUCCUGCUUGGCUGCCAGUUCUUCCAUGGUGGACCCUCUUCUUCGUGUGGGUCUCAGCAAGAAUGUCACUUGUCAGAGAAGCCCCAAAUGGAGCACUGAUUUUCUAUGAAAUGACCUUCACAUCUGAGCAGAUGCUGCCCCUUUGUAUCAUUGUCAACAGCCUGCUGUGACUCCCUAGUCUUCCUGACUCUUUCUCCUGAGAGGGCAGAGGGUUCUGCUCACAGCCCUGCACAGAGGACUCUGGUGUCCCUCUAGGUCUUUUUCUUCCAGCACUGCAUCAGCUGUGAUCCCUAGGGGUGGCAGCUUCUUAUAGCCACAAGAAAGAGGGGCAGGACAUGCCUAUUCUUCUACCAUACA
Messenger RNA from Castor canadensis (American beaver), 3853 nucleotides. The record is from RefSeq and is a predicted model, not a curated record. Lineage: Eukaryota; Metazoa; Chordata; Mammalia; Rodentia; Castoridae.